UGCUUAAACCCAAAGGUAUGACAAAACCCAUCAAAAAGUGGGGCUCUUCAACAAAGUGCUCAGCGUCAGCGGCUGGACAGAAUUCAGUAUUCACGAGUGCUUAGUGGAAACCAGUAAGCUCCAUAUGAUCAUCAAUGGCAGUACCAAAAAAGUUCUUCAACCUUCGCUUCAAAUCAAUGCCCAUUUCCACCCAUAUAUUCCCCCAAUUUCCUCUGUCACCCCAUCAAUGAGCUUCGCACCAUUUUUCCCUCCGCGGCCAUGAAAUCCAAGAGCUCCGUGGAAAUGGGUUCUCUGUUUUCUGCUUCCUUCUUCUUUCUUUUUCUGAUUUUGAUCCAUUCUUCGCCUCACGAAUCAGUGGAGUAUAAAUCUGCCAUUGGAGACCCGGGAAUGAAGAACCCAAAUGUUCGAGUCGGAUUUGAGGCCUGGAACUUCUGUAAUGAAGUUGGAGCGGAAGCGGCCCACAUGGGCAGCCCCAGAAUGGCUGAUUGUGCUGAUUUGCGAGCCCCAUUGGCUUCUGAUUAUCGCGAUUGUUUCCGUCUUGAGAGCGAUAACAAGUGUCUACUACAAAAAGUAAAUGAAUCAGAUAAUAAACUUGGGGCAGGGGAAAAAUUCCCAUCGGAACGUUUUAAGCCAUACCAGGACCCAGAUCUGUAUGCUGUGGAGAAGGAGCGUUAUCUUGGAUCAUUAUGUGAGGUUCAUGAUUCUUCGGAUCCAUGGUACUUCUGGAUGAUUAUGCUAAAAAAUGGAAACUUUGACAAGAACUCUACUCUCUGCCCUGAAAAUGGCAAGAAUGUUAGUAAGAUUGUAACUGAUAGAACAUUCCCUUGUUUUGGAGAAGGAUGUAUGAACCAGCCACUUGUUUACCAUAAAAGUUCAAGAUUGGUAUCUCUUGGCAGACGAAUGGUCUCUUUAACAGGCGGGUUUUAUGGAACCUAUGAACUUGAUGCUGAUUUGAGUAACGGUAUAGGGAAGAACUCUUACUUUUCAGUCACCUGGGUGAAGAAUGUUAGUACAGGUAGUUGGAUUUUCUUGCAUCGUUUGACGACAUCGUCCAAGUAUCCUUGGCUUAUGCUGUACCUCCGUUCCGAUGCAGCAACAGGUUUCGACGGUGGAUAUCACUACGAUGGUCGUGGCAUCAUGAGAAAGUUGCCUGAAUCCCCAAAUUUCAAAGUAAGAUUAACACUUGCCAUAAAAAGUGGAGGUGGAAGCAACAACCAAUUCUAUCUCAUUGACAUAGGAAGCUGUUGGAAGAACAAUGGAGAUCCUUGCAAUGGCGACACGACCACCGACGUAACUCGAUACAGUGAAAUGAUUAUCAACCCGGAGACUACUAGCCGGUGCAAACCGAGCAAUCUACAGGCUUGUCCACCAUAUCAUGUUAGUGCUGCUGGUGAGAAAAUAUAUAGGAAUGAGACAUCAAGGUUCCCAUAUUCAGCUUAUCACCUGUACUGCAGUCCUGGAAAUGCUAUGCAUUUGGAGAAACCAUAUGAUAUUUGUGAUCCAUAUAGCAACCCACAGGCUCAGGAGUUGGUACAAAUUCUUCCACAUCCUGAAUGGGCUGUACAUGGCUAUCCAAAGAAGCAAGGAGAUGGAUGGAUUGGAGAUCCUAGAACUUGGGAGCUUGACGUUGGAGCUUUGUCGAACCGCUUGUACUUCUACCAGGAUCCGGGAACGAAGCCAGCAAGGCGGGUAUGGAAAUCGAUCAAUGUCGGUGCAGAAAUAUAUAUUAGUGAAGGGGGGGUGACAGCAGAGUGGAGUGUAAGUGAUUUUGAUGUUCUGGUUCCACAAGAUCCAAGAGAUGCCAAUUGCUGCUCUUAUUAAUUUUCUGCUCUAAGUUAUGCAAUAUAUCAAAUAAUGUCAUCAUAUAUAAUUCUCUCUUCAUCUUUCCCCAUUGGCAUCCCUUUACAAAUACUUGCCACUUUAUUGUUCCAAGAAAUAAAUGCUUUUUAAGGGCAAGUUUUAUGUUAUAUUUCCUCCUCCCACCUGCCAUUUUGGUAGAAAAUUAUGUGCUUUUGUAACUCAAACAGCUAAUCUUCAAAAUCAAGUGAUGUGUGUGAUAAUGUAUUAUUAUUA
This is a messenger RNA of Momordica charantia (bitter melon), 2073 nucleotides long. RefSeq lists its product as uncharacterized. NCBI's taxonomy places the organism in Eukaryota, Viridiplantae, Streptophyta, Magnoliopsida, Cucurbitales, Cucurbitaceae. The record is from RefSeq and is a predicted model, not a curated record.